Molecule: messenger RNA, 9003 nt
Organism: Dromaius novaehollandiae (emu)
Lineage: Eukaryota; Metazoa; Chordata; Aves; Casuariiformes; Dromaiidae
Product: ATP-binding cassette sub-family A member 10-like
Exons: 39
Coding region: 3537-8483 (1648 amino acids)
Biological process (GO): lipid transport; transmembrane transport
Cellular component (GO): intracellular membrane-bounded organelle; membrane
Molecular function (GO): ABC-type transporter activity; ATP hydrolysis activity; ATP binding
Source: RefSeq, a predicted model, not a curated record
UAUCUGUUUUUAUUGGUUUUUUUUUUUAAGGAUUAAAGAAUUAUUUAAAAGAGAUGAAAGCAUCUGGUAAUUAAUAACACCGUAAAUAAUGUUGUGUGAGAAUAUGAGCACAUAGGUCAUCUGGAGUCUUUCAUUCUAAAAGACUCAGUUAAACUUGUGAUUAAGGUUCUUGACUAUUUAAAGGUGGUAGAGUCUUUUUAACCUUAGUUUGAUAUGAAAGAAUGCAUAAAUAGGUUUCAGUUUAUGACAGUAUAUAUUUCUGCAUCUUCGGCUUUAAGAGAACGUUGUAAAAUUCGGCUUAGUGCAGUGUUUUAAGCAAUCUAAUAUAUCUGAGUGUAUUCUUUCCUACGUGCUGAGCAAACUAAGCACAGAAUUUUUAAAAUGCUAAGUCACAGAAGGGUUGAGGUUGGAAGGGACCUCUGGAGACCAUCUAGUCCAACCCUCCUGCUCAAGCAGGGUCACCUAGUUGCACAGGUGGGUUUUGAAUAUCUCCGGAGAAGGAGACUCCACAACCUCUCUGGGCAGCCUGUUCCAGUGCUCUGUCACCCUCACGGUAAAGUUUUUCCUCACGUUCAGAUGGAAGUUCCUGUGUUUCAGUUUGUGUCCGUUGCCUCUUGUCCUGUCACUGGGCACCACUGAAAAGAGUCUGGCCCCGUCCCCUUUACACCCUCCCUUAAGAUAUUCAUAUGCGUUGAUAAGGUCUCCUCUCAGUCUUCUCUUCUCCAGGCUAAACAGGCCCAGCUCUCUCGGCCUUUCCUCGUAAGGGAGAUGCUCCAGUCCCCUAAUCAUCUUUGUAGCCCUACACUGGACUCUCUCCAGCAGUGCCAUGCCUCUCUUGUACUGGGGAGCCCAGAACUGGACACAGGACUCCAGAUGUGGCCUCACCAGGGCUGAGCAGAGGGGCAGGAUCACCUCCCUGCACCUGCUGGCAAUGCUCUCCCUAAUGCACCCCAGGAUACCACUGGCCUUCUUGGCCACAGGGGCACCUUGCUGGCUCUUGGUUAACUUGACCCCCACGACUCCCAGGUCCUUCUCUGCAGAGCUGCUUCCCAGCAGAUCAGCCCCCAGCCUCUCCUGGUGCAUGGGGUUAUUCCUCCCCAGGAGCAGGACCCCACACUUGCCUUUGUUGAACUUCCUGAGGUUCCUGUCUGCCCAGCUCUCCAGCCUGUCCAGGUCUCUCUGAACGGCAGCACAGCCCUCUGGGGCAUCAGCCACUCCUCCCAGCUUUGUAUCAUCGGUAAAUUUGCUGAGGGUGUGCUCUGUCCCUUCGUCCAGGCCACUGAUGAAUGAGUUGAACAGGACUGGACCCAGUACAGGCCCCUGGGGGACACCGCUAGCUACAGGCUUCCAGCUAGACUCUGCACCGCUGAUCACAACCCUCUGAGCUCUGCCGUGCAGCUGGUUCUCAAUCCACCUCACUGUGUGCUCAUUUAACCCCCACUUCCUGAGCUUGCCUAGGAGGAUGUUGUGGGAGAGAGUGUCGAAAGCCUUGCUGAGGUCAAGGCAGACAAGAACCCCUCCUCUCCCCUCAUCUACCCAGCCAGUCAUUCCAUCAUAGAGGCUAUCAGGUUUGUUAAGCAUGAUUUCCCCUUGGUGAAUCCAUGCUGACUACUCCUGGUCACCUUCUUUUCUGCUACAUGCUUAGAGAUGACAUCCAGGAUGAGCUGUUCCAUCACCUUUCCAGGGAUGGAGGUGAGGCCGACUGGCCUGUAGUUCCCUGGUCCUCCAUCUUGCCCUUUUUGAAGACUGGAGUGACGCUGGCUUUCUUCCAGUCCUCAGGCACCUCUCCUGUACUCCAUGACCUUUCAAAGACGAUGGAGAGCGGCCUAGCAAUAACAUCUGCCAGCUCCCUCAGCACUCGCGGGUGCAUCCCAUCAGGGCCCACGGGUUUGUGAGUGUCAGGCUUGCCUAAACAGUCUCUAACCCAAUCUUCCUUGACCAAGGGAAAAAUCUUCCUUUCUCCAGACUUUCUCUCUUGUCCCCAGGGUCUGGGAUUCCUGAGGCCUUAGCAGUAAAGACUGAAGCAAAAGCAGCAUUCAGUAACUCUGCCUUCUCUGUAUCCUUCAUCACCAGGGCAUCAACCCCAUUCAGUGGCGGGCCCACAUUUUCCCUAGUCUCCCUUUUGCUACUGAUGUGUUUGAAGCAGCCCUUCUUGCUGUCCUUGGCAUCCCUUGCCAGAACCUGUUUUUUAUUUUUGUAUGUCUGUACAUAGUGAUAUAAUCUGUAAGAGAGAAGUCCAUUUAGAGCCUGCUGGUGAAAUAGCCGAUUUCUGUUGUUAAACCUGUGUUCCAGUCCCCAUUUCCAGCUUAGGCACUCGCGUGUGUCAGGCUGCAGAGUGCACACCGGAGAAGACCCUCGGUCACAGCUGCCUUUCCAGCAUUUGGGGUCUGCUGUGUAAUUACAGCUGAGAUUUCUUUCCUCCAGGUAGGACACGGGCUCUGCCAUCUCUGCUGGGCUCUGCCAGCUGCUAGGACGCCAGGCAGGGUAAGACUGUGGUUUGUGGUGCCGCUCCAGCCCCGUGUGAGUGGUUGGAGAAUUUCCCAAAGGUUACAUGUACUUUUUGAGAGAAGUAACAGAGCUGCUGCCCCUCGGCAUGGGCUUGGUCUCCUCUCUGGAAAUCUGCAGGUGUUUCUCUGAGGAAGCUCAGUCUGAUGUUUUAUUUAAAAUUCUGUAUGUCCUAUGCGUCUGGAAGGUGUCUCCUGUCUUAGAUCUGCUUCCACCUGAUGUCUUCAAGCCCUCUCCUUCCCUGCAACUCGCUGCUGCAAUGUCUCCCCCGAGGGGAGCAGCAGAUCCCUUUGGGGCUGUCCGGGAGACAGACCUCCGCCUCUUGGAGGGAUGGGAAUAAGAAACUUCGCAGUAAACGCUUUGGCUUGCGAUGCAUUUCCUCGCCCAAGAAACUCACGUGUGCGUUCUUGGUCUUGUUUUUCUCUCCUUUGCACCCUCUGUUUGCCAUAAAACGCAGCUAUUGGCAGGGUUAGGGGUAGAGUGGAGAAUAAUGAGGGAGAGGAAAAACAUGAAUAUAAGUGUUUGGAAGAAGAUGAACUCCAACAUGCCAGUCAGCACCACAAGACACUGUUUUCCCAAAGGGAAUAGGAGAGCACACAUCUUCCUUUUACAAAGUAAGAAGGUUUAAAAGGAUUGGGUAUACAAAUACUCCGAUACUUCUACCUGAGAGUUUAAUUACAAAAGAUCAGGAAACCAUUUUGUUUGAAAGUGUGUUUUAGCUACAUAUAUGAUAGAAGAGUAGUUUGGCUAUGAAUAUAGACCUUUUAUGUUUGGGUACUAAGUCCUUUGACUCUGUUAAAUUACUCAUGAUUAUUUUACUAGCAGCUCACGUGAGCAUAUCUCAUCUGCAAAAGUGACUUAAACAACCCUCUUUGUGCCUAGCUUUUUAAGCUUCCAAUACUGUCAUUAAUGAUUAUCCAGGCAACAAAUUACUGUUUUUCGUUGGCCAGAAAUGUUUACGGAUGCUGCCAAGUCUUUUGGAGUAAUACACCAAGGCACGUUCGUGGCUGUUGGUUCCCCUCUCUCCUCCCAUGAACGUCCCAGACAACGACAGUUCUCUGAUAAUUAAAAAAAUUAUAGGUUCAGAGAUGAAAAGACUUCAGAGAAACGUGAGCAUAUUCCAGCAAACAAAAAUUCUCUUGUGGAAGAAUGUGCUUAUCAAAUGGAGGAUGAAAAUGCAGAGCUUUCAGGAGUGGACCCUGUCUCUGCUCUUUCUGCCCCUGAUAUUCAUAGUAGGUUUGUUCACGAUGAGAAGCUACCAUCCAGAAGUGCCUUACGCUUAUCUGGGACAACUCAGUGAUCCUGUCUAUGAUGCUACUGGGGUUACUGUUGCUUAUACACCCGUAACAGUGACCACCAGGCUGAUAAUGAAUAAGGUGGCCUUGGACUCUGUAAUGAUAGGUAUAAAAUUAGAGGCAAUGGAAAAUGAGAGAGCCCUGGAGGAAGCAUGGAUUUCAAAUAACAAAAUUAUAGGGGUUGUAUUUAAAGACAACUUCUCCUAUCACCUCAGGUUUCCUGCUGGGAAUGUGACUAUUCCAAAUGAGAACUUUGGAUACAUAGAUACCUGUUAUAAUUUCUCAGCACAAUACUGUCACAGCCCAAGGUACUGGUACAGAGGUUUCCUGUCCCUGCAGUCCAGUAUCAAUGCUGCUAUUAUAGAGGGGGUGGUAAAUCAUUCUGUCUGGGAAGAAAUGAAAUCAAUUGCUGGUGUCCGUAUGAGAUCCCGGAGCGUCAUCUCCUCAAUUUCAUUGGAGUACAGUUAUUUCAUGAUUACUAUAGUGAUGUGUUUCUCUUCAUUCAUGCAUUUUUUAUCAAUGAAUAUUGUAAGAGAAAAGAAGCAGCUCAAAGUGCUGAUGAAGAUGAUGGGAUUACAAGAUAUUGCAUUUUGGCUCUCCUGGAGUUUGCUCUAUGCUGUCUAUGUGUUGGUCAUGUCCUGCCUUCUGACAGCCAUCGCUGUGCAGGACACUUUCUACCUUAGCAGCUUCCCUGCAAUUGUACUGCUGUUUUUCCUGUAUGGCCUAGCAAGUGUCCACUUUGUUUUCCUGCUCUGCUCCCUCUUAAGGAGUCCAAAGCUCGUUGGGUCCAUUGGGUUCCUCUUCACCUUUGUCUUUGGAUGUUUAAGCCUUGCAGUGCUGAUAGAAAAUAUUCCCGAACCUGUGAAGUGGUUUCUCGGUCUCUUUUGUCCUUUUGUAUUUAAUGCUGGAAUCGCAAAGGUUUUCCUUUUAGAAAAUUAUGGAAUAGGUUUCCAUUUUUCUAACCUUAUGGAGGAAUCAUACUUUUUAUUUUCAACUUACAUUAUGCUGAUCUUCGACUCUGUCUUGUAUCUGCUGCUAGCUAUCUACUUUGACAAAGUUCUGCCUGGCAAAUACGGCAUCCCCGAUCCGCCGUUCUUCUGCCUGAAGCCCUCGUACUGGGCGAAGGGCAGGAGAGGCUCCACCAGCGAGAGGCCCCAGGCUGAAGCGAGCCCUGAGGAGCUACUUGGCGAUGAUGUAGAGCCGGUGCCCCCCGAAUUCACGGGGAAGGAGGCCAUCAGACUCAACAAUAUUAAAAAAGUUUAUAAACAGAAAGACAAGAAAACAGAAGCCUUAAGAGGUUUAUUUUUAAAUAUUUAUGAGGGCCAGAUCACUGCCUUACUUGGUCACAGUGGGGCUGGAAAGACGACGCUGUUAAAUGUGCUCAGCGGACUUACCUUACCUUCUGAAGGUUCUGCAACCAUAUACAACUCCAGGCUGUCUGAAAUGGGAGACAGGGAAGAAAUCAGAGAGAUGGUUGGCAUUUGCCCACAAUUCAAUGUCCAGUUUGAAGUUUUAACAGUGAAAGAAAAUUUACAGACUUUUGCUGGAAUCAAGGGCAUCAAGUCCAAAGAGGUAAAGCGGGAGGUGCAAAAUAUUCUGGAAUUGCUGGAUAUCAGCAGCAUUCAAGACACACAAGCUGAGAAACUGAGUGGCGGACAGAAACGAAAGCUAUCCAUUGGAAUAGCCUUGCUUGGAAAUCCCCAGGUUUUGUUGCUGGAUGAGCCGACAGCUGGGCUGGAUCCCCUUUCCAGGCAUCAGGUGUGGAGCCUCCUCAAGGAGCACAGAAGCGGGCGAGUGAUUCUGUUCAGCACCCAGUUCAUGGAUGAGGCCGAUAUCCUCGCAGAUCGCAAGGCUUUUAUCUCGCAUGGGAGGCUGAAGUGUGUUGGUUCUUCUCUCUUCUUGAAAAAAAAAUGGGGCAUCGGCUAUCAUUUAAGGAUCCAUGUCAGCGAGUCUUGUGACUUAGAGAACGUGACAGCUCUGGUUAAACGGUACAUCCCAGAGGCCGUGUUCUCAGGACACAGUCAGUAUGAGCUGAGAUAUAAACUGCCAUUGGAAAAUGUGAAUAAAUUCCCAGAUCUGUUCAGUGGUCUCGACGGUUCCUCUGACCAGGGAAUUAUCAAUUACGGAGUUAACAUGACAAGCCUAGAGGAUGUCUUCCUGAAACUGGAGGGAGAAACCGCAGUUGAUCAAGAAGAUGACCAUGUCUUUGGUGAGGAGUGGAGCGAGGCAGGAACAAGGUCCCCAGAUGAGCUGGAGCAGGAUUCCCUGCUGCUCUCGGAUAUUGUAGAGGCGACUGUGAGCGACAUGGCUCUCUGGAGGCAGCAGGUCUUUGCCAUGGCACGGGUUCAUCUCUUGAAGCUGAAGAGUUCAUUGAAAAACCUUGGGUCAAUUUUGCUGCUCUGUGUGGUUUUUCUGCUUCCUGUGGUUUUGCAAAUGGCCCUGGUUGCUGCAUGGCAGAGUGUCAGUGCCUGGGAGCUGUCAUCUGCAAACUAUUUUCUUCCGCUUGGCAAGAAGGCUCACUUGGAGGCUACCACCUUGCUCAUCCUCAAUAAAACAGGAUCAGGCAUUGAAGACUUUAUCCACGCUCUGGAAAGUCAAGAUCUGACAGUGGAAGUAAAAGAUGGGGAAAAUAUCACAGAGGAGCUAAAACACAAUGGGGCUAUAACAGUGUCUCAAGAAGGCCAGAACUACAGGUUUACUGUAUUAUGCCACAUGGAGGCCAUCAACUGUUUUCCAGUGCUCGUGAACAUCAUCAGCAAUGCUCUGCUGAGAACUUUCAAUUCCACUGCCCGUAUUCGGAUUUGGAAUCAUCCAUUUUUCUCUGUAGAUGCACAAUUCUGGGAUUAUUUUGUUUCUUUUUACCUCAUUUAUAUGCUGGUUUUAUUCCCUGGUUUUCCUCCUCACUUUGCAAUGGGCUACUUGCAGGAUUACAAGACAGGAGCUCGCUCCCAGCUGCGGGUUUCGGGGCUCUUGCCCUCGGCGUACUGGUGCGGCCAGGCACUGGUGGACAUCCCUCUGAGCUGGCUCUUUCUCUUCUCGAUGUUUGGGCUUCAGUUCGCAAUGAGUAACAAGAUUUCUGGGAGCGUCGGCAGCCUCUUUUUGCUGGUUAUGGCUAUUUUGGGCUAUGGAAUGUCUGUUGUUCUCUUCAUCUAUUUGAUCUCCUUCCUGUUUCGCAAAGGGUGGAACUGUGAUUUUUGGUCUUUUAUCCUGAUAGUGGUAGGUUUGGUUUUGUUUAUUAUCAGCAGAGUCAUGGAUUACUCAUCAGAUCCUAAAAUUUCCCUCUACAUCAUGUCUCUCUUGUUUCCGACGUACUCGCUGCUGGGCUUUGUGAUCAACUGCCAGCAGAUUUUUACAGAAGAGACUGAAAUAAUUGAUGUGACUUCAAGCAAUGAUGUACUAAUAGCUGUCUUUGCACCUUACAUCCAUUCUGUGGGUUUCAUUUUUCUACUUCGAUAUUUGGAGAUAAAAUAUGGAAGAGCAGUUCUCAGAAAGGACCCAAUAUUUAGGAUUUUCCCAAGAAGAGAGACCAGCCACCAGAACCCGGAGGAGCUAGAAGAAGAAGAUGAAGAUGUUAAAGCUGAAAGAACAGCAGUGAGAAAUGCCAUAGCAUCUCCAAGUCAGGAAGAGAAAUCAGUUGUUGUUGUCAGCAAUCUGUGCAAGGAAUAUAAAAUAAAGAAAGCUGGUUCUGUUUUUAAGAAGAAGAAGAAAAUGGCAACCAAAAAUGUCUCCUUCUGUGUUAAAAAAGGAGAGGUAUUAGGACUUCUGGGGCCCAAUGGAGCUGGUAAAAGCACAGCUAUCAAAAUGAUUGCUGGAGAGACACCACUGACUGCUGGGCAGGUGCUGAUGCUGAGGAGAGACGGAGCAAGCUUCCACCUUCGGGACCACGCGCCGGAUUUCCUGGGGUACUGCCCUCAGGAGGACCCGCUCUGGCCAAACCUCACGGUCCAAGACCACCUGGAGGCCUACGCUGCCGUGAAGGGGGUGAGGAAGGAGGAUACGGCUGCUGCUGUCAACCGAAUAGUGAAUGCUCUGGAGCUUCAGGAGUAUUUAAAAAAAUCAACCAGAAAAUUAUCUGUUGGGAUAACCAGAAAGCUGUGCUUUGCGGUGUGCAUGCUGGGUAACCCCACGGUCCUGCUUCUGGACGAGGUGUCGACCGGCAUGGACCCCAACGGGCAGCAACGCGUCUGGAAAAUGAUUCGUGCUGCACUGAAAAACAAGGAGCAAGGAGCAAUUUUGACAACACACUACAUGGAGGAGGCGGAGGCAGUGUGCGACCGGGUGGCCAUCAUGGUGUCCGGGCAGCUACGGUGCAUUGGCUCCAUUCAGUACCUGAAGAACAAGUUCGGCAAAGGUUACCUACUGGAAAUUAAAGUCAAGGACCCAGAGCGCACCAAUCUUCUGCAUGCCGAGAUUUUGAGGAUUUUCCCAGGCGCAGCCCGUCAGGAGUGGUUUCCGUCUUUGCUAGUCUACAAGGUCCCAAUGGAAGAUGCAGUGCCCCUGUCUCAGUCUUUCUCCAAGCUAGAGGAAGCCAAAAGAACCUUCAACCUCGAGGAGUACAGCUUCUCUUUGAAUACUUUGGCUCAGGUAUUUUUGGAACUUUCCCGAGAGCAAGAGAAGGAUAAUUUUGAUCUAAGUUUGGAUGGAACUUUUGAAUGGAAACAACUUCAGCAGGAAGACAGUUAAAGACCUGAGAUGCUCAUUUAUACAAUUAUUCUGUAUUAACCUAAGUGAUUUGAUACUGCACGUAUUUACUACCAUUAUCAGCAUAACGAGAAGAGGAACAAGCUCGCUCUUUCUGGAGAGCGUGAGCUGAGGGUUACUGUCCAGUUCAGAAGAUGUUUCAAGUGGACUCUGCCCAUGUCUACAUGGAGCCCUACUCCAUAUUUCCAGUGACUGGUUAAUGAAAUAGUGCCCACGCUGCUGAGAGCUGCUGUCAAGCAGAGCAGAUCUGACAGAGGCUUAGGAAGCAAAGGGACCAGAAAGAUGUGCAGAAAGAAGGGUUGUAACCUGUUUCUGGGAUCAAGGCUUUGUUUUGCUUGGUGGAUCUGGGCACAUCAGGGAAUCUGGCCAUGCUGUCAGUCUUCUGGGCUCCUCUCCCACCAAGUAACACGUGUGGAACUAUUUGUCUGAGACAUGUUUAAAUACAUUUUAUUAAAAUUUACACUCUAUUUUUAUAUCCUUCCAAUAAAUGUCUGUACAGAAA